Messenger RNA from Hydatigera taeniaeformis, 1308 nucleotides. The record is from the annotation of a GenBank genome assembly. NCBI's taxonomy places the organism in Eukaryota, Metazoa, Platyhelminthes, Cestoda, Cyclophyllidea, Taeniidae.
AUGACUUCACUUCGGGAGGUGCUUGAAAAAGCCAUCGUGAAGCACCGGGAGGUUGUAGCCUCUUUUCGCAAUCAACAUGGCUGUAAGAAAGUCGGUGAAAUCACUGUUGAUAUGAUGUAUGGUGGUAUGCGAGGUGUCAAGGGACUAGUAACGGAAACCUCUGUUCUCGAUCCAGAAGAGGGUAUACGAUUCCGUGGUUACACGAUUAGCGACUGCCGAGAACUGCUUCCAAAAGCACCAGAAGGUAAAGAGCCGCUUCCUGAGGGCGUCCUCUUCUUGCUGCUCACGGGUCAAAUUCCGUCCAAGGAACAGGUCGAUUCCGUUUCCCAAGAUUUAGUCGCCAGAGCUUCGUUACCAAGCUACGUUUUAAAAAUAAUGAAAAGCUUUCCCGCCACCCUGCAUCCUAUGAGUCAACUCGUGGCCGUAAUAGCUUCUCUUAAUUCUGAGUCGAAAUUUGUGGCUGGUUACAACAAGGGUAUCAGCAAAAACGCUUACUGGGAGUAUACCUAUGAGGACUCCAUGGACCUGAUAGCCAAGCUUCCUAUAGUGGCGGCGACCAUUUACAACAAUACCUUCCAUGGUGGGAAAAAAGUGAGAAACGUGGAUCCAAAUGCAGACUGGUCAAAGAAUUUUGCAUACAUGAUGGGCUUCGAAGAUCCUCUUUUUAUCGAGCUUCUUCGUCUAUAUUUGGCCAUUCAUUGUGAUCAUGAGGGUGGGAAUGUUAGCGCUCACACCUGUCAUUUAGUUGGAAGUGCUCUCUCUGAUCCUUAUCUUAGUUUUGCUGCGUCAAUGUGCGGUCUGGCUGGUCCGCUUCACGGAUUAGCGAAUCAGGAAGUUCUUGCAUGGAUUAUGGACCUUGUUAAGAGCAAGGGCAUAUCACCGUCAGAUGAGCAGGUGCUCCAGUUUGUCAAGGAAACGCUGGAAAGUGGAAGGGUUGUACCCGGUUUUGGCCACGCAGUCCUCCGUAAAACUGAUCCACGGUACAUGUGUCAACGAGAUUUUGCUCUGAGUCACAUGCCUGACGAUCCCUUCAUCAAAAUUGUUUCGCAAUGCUUCAAACUUAUACCACCUUAUCUUGACAGUCUUGGCAAAGUUAAAAAUCCAUGGCCUAACGUUGAUGCCCAUUCUGGUGUGCUUCUCCAGCACUUUGGAAUGAAGGAGAUGAAUUUCUAUACGGUUCUCUUUGGAGUGUCGCGAGCUCUCGGUGUGUGCUCGUCGCUCGUUUGGGAUCGGGCUCUGGGUCUGCCAAUCGAGCGGCCCAAGUCCAUGAGCACCGAUAGUCUGCGCACCCUCUUUGAAACUAUGUGA